AUGUCGACGGGCAAAGCUAUAUGCCUGUACCUAAACCAGGGGACGCUGAAAUCCGUAUUAGAUACUUUCGAAGAUCUGUACCCGGUUUUGGACGAAAAUGCCGAUAUUGAUGAAGACGAUAGGGUGACUGAGGAAGAGAAGAAAGUCGUUAGCAGCACCAUGAAAUUGAUAUACACCAGCAUAGGAGUACUAGGGACGUUUAUUUCCAUGGUCGUACUGAGCUUCAUUCUCCUGCCGAUUGUCCUUAUCCUGUACAUCUACUUCACUACGGGCAACUUCGAACACGAAAACGUAAUAUUAGAACACAGUUUUUUGGCCACGAUGGUCGUGAAAAAAGACUUCAAUAAGUCGGCCAUGUACAGUAUAUUCUGGCUCAAACUAUCCGGAAUAACCAUGGAUUUAUUGGACACGAAGAAACCUUUUAAUUACUUCGCCACUUACUACCUUUAUUAUUUCAAUUGUCUCUUCCUAUUUUCGCAUGUGGCUGGUGAAGUUAACUUUAUGAUCGACGCGAUAAACAACGGAAAGAGUGUCAUAGACGUAGCACAUUUGUUACCUCUAAAUGCCAUAACAUUUCUUUCCAUAGCGAAGAGUUGCUUCUUGUUCUUUAACCAAGGUGUGCUCAAGUCUAUUCUGGAUAGACUAGAGGAAUACCAUCCGAGUACAGAAGAUGCUGAUAAGCCGAAUGAUAGGGAACAAAAAUUAGUGGCUAAGUCGGUAAAAACGAUAGUGUUUUCGACCUAUACCCUGGGGUUGAUAGUGAGCAUAAUGAUAAUGACAUUCUUCAUAAUACCGAUCGCGAUUAUGGCUCACAGCUAUCUAACGAGUGGUGAAAUUAAAUAUAUUACGCCGUUUUUGGUGAAAUACUUCUUCAAUAUAGAUAACACGUUCAAUUGGGCAGUAAUUUAUAUUCACCAUAUUUGGACAACGCUGGUAGUUUGUGGAAAUGUGUACGGAGCUGACAUCCUGAUUCUUCUCUUCUGCUGCUACAUCAAGAUGCACUUUGAGCUGAUCGGCAAGCGAUUCGAAGGCGUCAUCAACGACGACUCCUUGGAGACCACGCAGAAGAAUAUAAGGAAGCUGAUCAUGCGCCACCAGUCCAUUCUAAAUUUAGUGGAGGCAAUGGACGUACUGUUUUCAAAAGCCACCCUCAUCCAGUGCGUCAUUUCCUCCAUUAUGAUAUGUUUCUGCUUGUUCACCGCCACUUUCACAGAGAGCACCCUCAACCUCAUCACGUUCGCGCUGUUCCUGUUCAUGAUCCUGGUGGAGAUGAUGAUGCUGUGCUACUUCGGCGACAUGCUCAUAUCCGCUAGCACUGAGUUUGGUGACGACGUGUACCGAUGCGCUUGGUACAACGCUCAUCCCUCUAUUAUGAAGGACCUCAUUUUUAUUUUACAAAGAUCACAAACCCCCUGCAAAAUAACUGCCCUGGGAUUCGCAGACCUCAGGCUUAUGACUUUUACGUCGAUCCUGAGUUCGUCUUGGUCGUACUAUGCGUUAAUAAGAACCAUGUAUGAGUAA
Messenger RNA from Aricia agestis (brown argus), 1521 nucleotides. RefSeq names its product odorant receptor 85c-like. Gene Ontology annotation, molecular function: olfactory receptor activity; odorant binding. Gene Ontology annotation, cellular component: plasma membrane. The record is from RefSeq and is a predicted model, not a curated record. The coding region runs from base 1 to 1521 and encodes 506 amino acids. Lineage: Eukaryota; Metazoa; Arthropoda; Insecta; Lepidoptera; Lycaenidae. Gene Ontology annotation, biological process: detection of chemical stimulus involved in sensory perception of smell; sensory perception of smell. The transcript is spliced from 8 exons.